GUGUUUAAAUAAACACACGAGGUUCCCCGACACCCUUCCGUCGGGUCCCGAGCUGCUCAGCAGCGCUCGGCACCCAGCACACCCCAGAAAUGCGCUUCCUUCCCCGCCUCGGCCUCUCGGCCGCGCUGGCCCUCGCCGCCUUCUUCGGCUGGAGGCUGCUGCUCCAGAGCCCGGCCCGCAGGCACGGAGGUGACCUGGCCCCCAGGGCAGAGGAGGGCUUCACUUUGACACUGGACACCUUCCUUCACGUCCAGCAGCUCAGGAAGAGGAGACUGAGAGCUUUCUGCAGCCGAGCAGGCAAAGUCACCGCACUGCCGAGCAGCCAGGAUGAGAGAGCCUCCCUCCCCCCGAGCCUGAGGGUGAACACCAAGCUGGACCUCCUGUACUGCCAAGUGCCAUCAGCAGGGGUGGAGGAAUGGCAUCAGCUUUUGGAGAAGCUAGAGGAGGAAAAUGUGACACUGCCAGUGCCGCUCCCGUACCGCCAGCUACACUCUAAGGAGACACGGCUGAGCAAGUUCAACCAGACAGAGAGAAAGGCCAUGCUGAAGUCUUACACCAAAGUGCUCUUUGUCAGGGACCCUUUCCACAGGCUGAUCGCCACGUUCCUGCAAGGCAUGGGUAUCAGCCCGUCCUUCAGCAGCUUCGUCCAGGAAGUCCUGGACAGCGGAAUGCACAAUGGCAGUGCGGCGUGGAAACCACUGGUCAGCCUGUGCUGGCCCUGCCUUGUGCAGUACGACUACGUGGUGAUGUUUGGCUUCCUCAGGCAGGAGCUGGGCCACCUGCUGCACCGGGCUGGGCUGCCUGCAGGCAGCCUCCUCCCCGAGCUCACCGACAGCCAGGUGCAGUGGACCUACAGGUGGUUGUCAGAGCAGAUGUUCAGCGAGCUGUCUGCCCAACAGAAGCGGCGGCUGUCUCAUUUCUACCGCUGGGACCUUGCUGCUUUCCCAUUUUCUAGCAGUUUCCUGUCAGACCGUCCCAGCACCACAGAGACCUGGCAGAAAUAG
Messenger RNA from Serinus canaria (Common canary), 1004 nucleotides. Its product is annotated as carbohydrate sulfotransferase 8-like. Bases 90 to 1004 code for a protein of 304 amino acids. NCBI's taxonomy places the organism in Eukaryota, Metazoa, Chordata, Aves, Passeriformes, Fringillidae. Gene Ontology annotation, biological process: carbohydrate biosynthetic process. Gene Ontology annotation, molecular function: sulfotransferase activity. Gene Ontology annotation, cellular component: membrane. The record is from RefSeq and is a predicted model, not a curated record. The transcript has 2 exons.